UAUUGGGUUAUUACAAAACCACUUUUAUAAGCACUUUAAAAAAACUAUGACAAACAAACUUUGUUUGGAAAAUUUAUUUAUUAGGGCUUAAACGGAUUUGUGAUGUUCGACUAAAUAACUUUUAGCAAAAGACCAAAAAGCUAAAUAACAAUUGGAUUACCAUACAAUAAAGUCGACUUCUGAUGGCAGUUUAUUUGUCUAUGUUGGUGGCACUGCAGCGGCAAUAAAAGUUUACCACUCAACAAAGGCGAAAACACUUAAAUAAAUAUAUAAAUCAAGCAACACAAAAAUAGUGCAAAACGAGAGGACAGACGCAGUGAGCAAACAAUGAGACUGCAAGAAACUCACUGGAGAGAACGCAUCGAAAAACUUGUGGCCCAUAAAGAAUAGUUGCAUUUUUGGUGUUGUUCAAAAACCCAAAAUAAAAUCAAAUAAAAAAAAAUAAAAUGAAAUAGGAUAGAGGUUAGAUAGAAACCAAAUGGAGGCGAGCCAGGACCCAGCCCAAAGUGUAUUAAUUCAAUAAACCUAUUUAUCUGAGACUUCGACUGGGAUUUGGAAGUCGAGUAGAGAAUGCGACAAAGUUUGCCAGCCAAGACGGCGCAGUGCAAUCAGCAGAUCCUGUCUCUGGUCCUAAGGAGUAAAACGAACCAGAGGAGUCAGAGGAGCCAGAUUCGAUGCCGCAAACGAGUCCCAAUUGGAGGCAGGCGGACAAUGAGCGCACAAAAGGCGCUGUAAGUGUCAUUGCAGCCAGGAACUGGGCCACAGGGACUGCCACGCAGGACUAGAGUCGGAAGAGCACCAGAAGGAGCAGAAGGACCCACACCAGCACCAGCACAACCAGGACCCGGACAGCAACGUUGACAACCGAGAUGACAGUGGCAGGACGAGCAGGACGAACGGGAGGAGGGGCAGCGUCGUGGUGUCGCCGAUUUUUCCAUACAUCCCGACUAGCUUCUUGGCUGCGUAUUCGCACCAGUUCCGUCUCCAAUCUCCUGGUCCUGGUCCUGGCUCUUGGCCUUGGGAUACAAGCAGUCACCUGCAGUACUCCAGAGCCUAUAGCGAGUCGUACAGAUCCAGUCGCUUUGGCACGGGGAAUGAAUGCUGCUCAGGGACAGCUUUGGACGGGCACCACAAGAUCCACUUUGCCAGAUAGGCCAAUGACAACACAAAACGAUCUAAUUACGACAGCCAGCAACUUGACGACAGCAAAAAAGGCAGCCACAGAAACGGCUGCUGGAACAGAGGCACCCGGCUCAUGGAGCACCACCACAGCCGUGGCCCGGGGCAUGUCAUCAGCAGAUGUGGCAGGAGCAACGAUAGCAACCAGCCAGUCAGCACAAAUUGGGCUAACUACUCAGGCCGCAGAACGGCAAACAGAAGCAGCAGGAGCAGGAGCGGCAGGAGGAGCAGAAGCAGCCACUGGGACCGCAGCAGAGAUGCUCAUAUCAACAAUUUAUCCAGCAUCAGCGGAAACGGAUGUGCGCAACUCCAUUGAAAAGAUGGCGAACGCGACGCAUCCGGUUGUCCCUGAUUCAUUGACCAAGGGCUUCUCCAUCCCCACCUUCCUGCCGCCGUUUCCCGUUUUUGCGGCAGCGGAUCUGCCCGCUUACCGGGCCGCUGCCGAUGCGGCUGAGGCGGCUAGGUUGGCAGCGGAGGCCGCUAAGGUGGCCAAGGCGGAGGCGGAGGCCCAGGCCGCCAAAACAUCCGCCGAAGCGGUGACAAUAUCGCCGGAGGAGCAGCGCCGGCAAGUGUUUAAUGAGCAGCAGUCCUACCUCACCGCCCACCGGGAGGGGGGUUCGGGGCGCAACCUGACAAUGCCCGUGCUAAACAUCACCGCCCAGAAGGGAAACCACGCCUACAUGCCGUGCCAGAUACAUCGACUAUCCGAUAAGCCAGUUUCGUGGGUACGCAUGCGCGAUAACCACAUCAUCAGCGUGGACGAAACAACUUUUAUAGCGGACGAGCGAUUCCAGUCGAUAUUCCAGGAGGAUCACGAUUACACCUGGUCCCUGCAGAUCAAAUACGUAGAGCCAGGCGAUGCUGGGUGGUACGAGUGCCAGAUGGCAACGGAGCCCAAACUGAGUGCCAAGGUGCACCUGCAGAUAGUCAAACCCAAGACUGAGCUGAUUGGGGAUCAGAGCCGCUUUGUGAAGGCGGGCAGCAAGGUGGCGCUGCACUGCAUCGUCCGUGGAACCCUGGAUCCGCCCAAGUAUAUAAUCUGGUUCCGGGGUCAGAAGAAGAUUAGCGAAAGCGACGAGCGAACCGGCUGGUACACGCAACUAGAUAGGAAUAUAUUCGGAACCGUGGGCGAUAAUCAGAACACGAUCGGCUCAUUAAUUAUACCGCUCGUGCGGAAAGAGGAUUCCGGCAAUUAUACGUGCCAGCCGUCGAACAGCGUCUCCGUAUCCGUGGACCUGCACGUGCUAAGCGGUGAAUAUUCCGCAUCGGCCAUCAUGUCAACGGCGGCAAGGACGACGACAGGCGGGAGGAGCACGUUCCACUCGGCGCUGGGUCUCCUGGGAGUCCUUGGAGUCCUCUGGGCGAUGCAGGAAGCGCUGCACACACACACACCGCCGGCACACCAGACGUGACUCGCCUAUUGAACGCCUGGUCGUGGCGUCCGACUUCCAAUUAUUUGUAAGCUUUUGCGCCAUCUGCAGUUACGUAAUUUAGGUUAGAGAUUAAUUAAAGGCGGCCUUGUAAAUAGCGGAGUGGAGCAGCAGGAGCUGAAGCAGAAGCCCCGUCGAAGCAGGAUUGACGACUCUGUAAUUAGGUUAAAACGUUACCAUAACUCUCAUGUCUGCGUGUCUCACUGUAUCCCCCAUACCCAUACCAUACUGCAUUCCAAUUCAAUCUAAUGUACAAUUCAAUUUAAGCAGACCACCAUUUCAAGUUGUGAAA
This is a messenger RNA of Drosophila suzukii, 2901 nucleotides long. The record is from RefSeq and is a predicted model, not a curated record. NCBI's taxonomy places the organism in Eukaryota, Metazoa, Arthropoda, Insecta, Diptera, Drosophilidae.